CUCUGAAGGUAUCUGGCCAAGAUCGCGUGUACCGCGUCUGUCUCGGCGCCGCCUGUAAGACAGAAAUCACGUUGCUCUGGUAAUCGGGCUUACAUUUUCCUUUUUUUCUAAAUAUUAUUAUCCCUCAAAUAAUCCCUCUUCCUUCCCCUUUUCCUUCCGCUUUUCGUGCCGCCUGUAAGACAAGAGACCACGUUAUUCCAAUAAUCGGGCCGAUACUUUACUCUCUCUCUCUCUCUCCCUCUUUCCUUCCUCGCUUUCAUUCCGCUUUCGUCCUCUUUUUCCCCUCUCUCGUUGUGCCAUAUAUACGAGACAAAAAAAAAGAAAAAAAAUCGUGUUCUCGUCUUCUUUAGGUAAUUAGGCUAAGGCUUCUUCUCGUGUUCUUCUUUCACGUUUCGCACGUUUCUAGAAAUUUUCUUCUUCUUCUUCUUCUUCUUCUUCUUCUUCUUCUUCUUCUUCUUCCUCUUCGUUCUCUCUCUCUCGAGCGGCGUCUCAAUUUCAAACGCGAGGCGAAACGGUUGCAGAGUUACAUUCGUAUGCAUGAAACUUUUACGUACGACUCGCUAAGAGCCCCUAAGAGAAACUGGAGUAAUACCUCUGUUCGCCUCCAUUCUUCCCAGCUUUUUGACUCGUCGAAGGGGACGCAGUUUCGAGAAAGCGCUUUGUGGCUCGAGCCUUUCUUCCAAUCCUAACGUAAUUCGAGUGAAAAAUGGUCGGAGAGCGCAGAUCCAGUGGGUAGAUUUUCUUUUCGUCGAAAGUCAGUCUUCCUCUUCGAUCAUCUUUCCCUCCUCUCGUCGUUUAAACUCGUCGAAACAAUAACCUUACGCAAAUAAUCUUACGUAAGCCAGGAUUCGAGAUGGAAAGGAUCUCAAAGAUUUUCGAACAGGCAAUUUUUGCGCGUGGAUGGAAAUUUUAACGAAGCGGAAAUAUUUACACACCAACUUACGAUCCGCUCCUCGAAAGAGAUCGAGGAUCGAAAGCGUUAUGCCGAGUGUGCAACCGCGCUCGCUCGUAAAGGUAAACGAUAUGCAACGGAUCCACUCGAGCCGGCAGGACACUCCAUUAGAGAGUCCUUCGGAACGCGGGCAUGCGUUUGACGCUCGACGACGUCCUCCAACCGUCAACGUCAACGUGUACGUGCGAUGCGUGCGGAUUAAAGGGUGAACCGGAUACUCGAUACACGCCACUCGGGGAUAGGAAAAACCAGUGCUUCAUCCAGAUUCCUCUUGCAUGAAAAAAAAGGGGGGGCGCGUCCGAUCGAUUCCGAAUCCGGCGAUAAAGAAAAACGAUGUAUAGUCAUCUUCCCUCGAGAACGUUUUUUCGACGAGGUUACGAUUUAAUACGAUUUAAGAUCGUUUUCAUAUUCGACGACCUCGAACUUGGCGACAUUGAAUCGCGCAUAAUAACACGCAUGAUCGUAUCUGACGCGAAAUCGUUAAAUUCCACGAUCCACAAAUACAUAAAUAUUAAUAACACGGGGCAUUUGCAAUUCUAAAGACGGUGGUCGUUUAAUAUCCGAGCAAAAGUAUUUGCAUAAAAUUGUAUCUUAUAAUUUAUCGAACGUGUUCGAAAAAUUCGUCUUCCUCCUCCUGGUUUGUUUUUCACGGAGGGAGGGGGAGGGGAAAAAAUAUUUGCGUCGAAAAUGCGGGGAUUCCCCGACUAGAAAUUAUAUCCCGACUACACGGACUACGUUCGAUUGUUGAAAUGCAAAAAUAGCGACGAAAACGAGUAAAAAGGAGAGUAAAAUAAUGGAAAAGCAGCGAAAAGGUUGUUCGAGUUUCUUGGAAAUCGUUGUCCGAUUUGAAAUAGCAAAUAGCAAAGGGAGAAACUUGCGAUGCCAAUUUCACGAACGUUCCCCGUUCGUUUUCGUCGAGAAUCAAAGUUGCAAAAAUUCGACGGUGGGGCGAGAAAACAAGUGCAAUCAAUUUGCAAAAUUCAUAUCUUUGGAUAACCUAAAUCUUUCGUAGGAAGGAAAAUUUACAACGCGAGGCGUAAAUUCCGGUGAAAAUUAAUCGUGUUAAGCGUCAACCAAGCAACGAGGAUCUAUAAACGAUGCGUUUAGGCUGAUAUGGAGAAAUUUUCGUGCUCGUGAUCGCGUGCUGCCAUUUCCAGUAACCCAUCUACUAUGCAAAUGUCAAGUAUCGUGGGACAAGAUAGCUCAAUAUUGUCACUAAUUUGCGUCUGCCUGCUCGGUGUUCUCGCUUGGAAUCUUUUCCUCAUCACGACCACCGUUUCGAGGCUAUUAUCGAUCGACGUAGUCAAAACGAGAACCAGCUUCAAAGACAUCGUCUCGAAUCAUCUAAACGCCACCAGUGUCCUGUGCCAGAGCGGGCAUCGAUUCUUGGCCAAUCACCUUCCCGAGUGUAAUUUUAUCCCCGUACAGAGAGGUCCGUGGACCGAUUUCAACAUAGGGAAAAUUUUGGAAGACGCGCGGGAUUGCUUGGUGAAACGUUUAAUCAAGAUCGUCGGUCGUAUUUGCAAGAAGAGAGGGGAUCGUAAUGACUCCGUAUCGUCGAUGAAAAUCAUCGAGGCGGAGAAUGAGAAAAGGAUGGAUUCGAGCAACGAUCUGGUCAGAUUGUUGAAAGGAUCGAGCAAAGGGUCGUUGCUGAUGGACAAGGAAGGGGCGAACGAGCGAAAGGGCGCAACGCUGGAGGAGGACGAAGGAGGGGUUGCGGCGAGAAGCGUGUCGGGGAGAAUGGAGAAAAGGGAGGAAACGGGGAGCGCGAAGAAGAGGGGGAGGAAGCGCUGUUCGGCCACGGAGAGGAAGUUGGAGGUGAAAACGGUGGAGUCGGAGGAAACGAUGGUGGAUCCAUCGCUGGAGGAGAAGUUUCUGGUUUCGAUCUUGGAGGAGAGCGGCGUACUGAGGGCGACCUCGAAGGAACUGUUGAGCAUUCAGAUGAACGUGUUGAGAAAAAGCGUUCACCCCUCCAGAGAUCGUAUCUCGGAGCAAGAGCACGAGGACGACGAAGAUCUGACGGCCGACUCGGAGAAGAUUCCGGUUGCCGCCGAUUCCCAUCAGGAGGAGAGGAAGGAGGAGGAGAGGAAGGAGGAGGAGAGGAAGGAGGAGGAGGGUGAGGCGGGGAAGGAGGAGAAAGCGGACGAGACGGUGGUGGAAAUCGAAGCGGGCGUAACGCGUUCGAGCAGGAACGAUUUGGGAUGCGAAAACGAUCGGCGGGAGAAGGAGGAGAAGGUCGGGUCGCCUCCAGACGUGGACACGUUGAAGAACAGCAACGCGACCGAGUCGACCAUCUUCUUGAGUCGAUCUCCAACGACCAGCCACGGUAAACAAGAGGACGACUUGAACGCGAUAAUUCGACGAAUGAUAAUGAUGGAGUUGAAGAGGCACAGGAAGAAGGAGACGGUGUUGAAGAGGGCCCACUCGGACACGGAGAGCACGCUGGCGAGGAAGAGGCGAAGCGAGGACAGCAGAACAGGUCUGUUCGGCGGCAAAGGCCAAACGUUUUUCCGAGAUUUGCUGGAGCUCGAGGAAAGCCUUCGUAAGCGGACCGACGACGAAUCGGAUUACCAAUUGACCGACCAAUUGAAGGUCGGGAUCGAUCGGCCGAUCGCGAAACUCGAGAGUGGCGGCGAGCGAGAACAAAAUCGGUCGAGGAACGAUAUCGACGUGACCACGAUCGACCCUGCCCGCUACUCUCUAAACUCGAUAGGAACCGCUUACAAGUCGGACUCGAAUAUCGAGCUCGAGAGAAAAGUGAACGCGCCUUGUCUCAAGGAUGCGGAGGGGAAACGAUCGAUCAGGCACAGAAAAGUUACCGUGAUCAAUCAGCAAAAUCAGGCGAACAAAUCAACACAGACGGAAUACGUGUACGUAAUUCGAGCAGUGAGAAGUUGCCCGCUUCGAAAGAAACGCGUCUCGAUGCAGUUCCAUAUAAAUCAACUAGCAUCGAAUUCCGACGCGAUUUAUUCGAAAACAGUUUUCGCGAGUCUGGAUCUCUCGACAUUCAUCUUCCGGAAAGCUUCGGAUAAUCUCAUCUACGAAAAGGGUAAAGGCAGUCGCAGCCCUAGCUACAUACCCACCCCGGAAAGGCAUCGAUGGAAAUACAUAACGCCUAGUAAAAACAAGUGAAAGAGAACGCGCAGUUUCGUCCAAAUAUUUGUACGCAUAAUUGAAAUUUAAUAAUCCUCGAAAUCGAAAAACCGUUAGAAAUCUUUCGCAAAUGUUUGUUGAACAAAUAAAAAAACGACGAAUAUUCAGAGAAUAUCGUAGACAAUCGUCAUCCUUAACGGUCAACCUUCAAUUUAAUUUCUUUUUCUACUCUACGUUUUCGACGACGAAUAACCGAAUAAGAAAGAGGUAGGAUAUCGGAAAAGAAAAGUUUGGAGAAACGAGCAGCUCUUGGAGAUAAGUUCUCGAGGCAGCGAGUAAACGCUAUUCGAUCGUCUUUGAUGUUUGGAGACAAGCUUUCGACCGUUUUCACCGGAGAAAUGCGAGGCGAGAGAGAAAGAGAGAGAUUCAUAGUGCAAAUAUGGUCAGGAUUCAAAGUAAACUCUUAAAAGUACGUAGCGUACGUGCUGGGAGACUCGAGUAAUUGUAAACAGUGGUCAAAGCUUUUGAUCGGACGUAUCGCGCGUUUCUUGGAAAAAUUUGUUCGAUACGACCACGGAAUUGUAUCGAAUACUUUAUUCCAUGUUCUAUUGUUAGUUCUCUGCGGUAAAAGAAAAAAUUUGCCGAAUCUUCUCGAACGGAAGGAAACGAACGAAACGGAUGACACGGCGUUCUUUCUUUCGAGAUGAAUAACGAUUUCUUCGAUUGAAAUUUUAGCUGCAGAUCUUUAUUAUGUAUUCCGUGAUUGGGCAUCGAACGUUUGGAUGAGAUUUAACUGUGAAAAUAUUACAAGUGGAAUGCCGAUAAAUUACUAGGCAAUCGACUAUAUAUUAACUUUCUCCUAAUUGAGUUGUUUCUUCGAAGCAUUGUUGGAACCAACGAAAUUACAAUAACAAAUGGAUAUUAAAGAUUUAUAA
Molecule: messenger RNA, 4980 nt
Organism: Apis cerana (Asiatic honeybee)
Lineage: Eukaryota; Metazoa; Arthropoda; Insecta; Hymenoptera; Apidae
Product: calponin homology domain-containing protein DDB_G0272472
Source: RefSeq, a predicted model, not a curated record